Tetrahymena thermophila SB210 is the source of this 2535-nucleotide messenger RNA. RefSeq names its product reverse transcriptase. Lineage: Eukaryota; Ciliophora; Oligohymenophorea; Hymenostomatida; Tetrahymenidae. The record is from RefSeq and is a predicted model, not a curated record. The transcript has a single exon.
AUGCUUCAGGAAACUAGACAAUUUGAUUGGCCUCUUACAUAAGGCUAUAAUUUUAUUUAAAAAAAAAGAGAUUGUUAGAAUGGAGGUGGUCUAGUAAUAGGUGUGGAUAAAUAAUUUACACUUAGAGAUUUGACUCACCUUAUACCAAAUGAUCUAAACUAAGAAAAUCAAAUUGAAAUGAUAUUAGCUUAGGCUUCACAUGCUAUAUGUGAGUUAUACUUAAUAAAUUUGUAUAUUCCUUACCCUAAACAACUAAAGAAAGGAGCCUUAAAUUAACUUUAACAAUGGAUAACUUAACUAUUAGAAUCAAAAGAUAGUUUAUUCAUAAUAAGCGGAGACUUAAAUCAAAAAACUAAUUUAUUUCCUUAACUCAAUCAAUUAGUCGAUCCUCAAUAACCUACUUUAAUAGCAAGUAGAAAUUAGAAAUUUUUUAAGUCUGAUUGGAUUUGGUCUAAUUAGUAAUUUAGAUGGAACUCAAAAACAAGCUUUUACCUUGAGGCAUCUGAUCACUCUAUUAUUGAAACUGAAUGCAUGUUACCAUUUUAACCAAAAGUCUAGCAGAAAUUUUUAAUUCCUUUUAAAUAAGGAUCAUUUAAUUUAUGUUUCAUAGCAAGUAAGUAGAGCAAUAAUUCAUUAAGCUUCAUUGAAAGAAUUAACAAACUCCGCAAAUUUAUUAAGCAUAAAAAAAGCAUAAGAUUAACCAUUAGGAAAAGGUAGGAAUAAAAGUUCACUUGGUAACAUUUCAUUUAAUAAUGUGAAUCUUACAUAAGAACUUCUAAGUCUAAACAUGGGUGGAAAAUUGUAUAAAGAUUAUCAGUAACGCAUCCAUAAAAGAGAGACGGAGGUUUAAUGACGAGCUUUCUGAACGACGAAGGUAAAUUAACUGUAGGGCAUGAAAAUAUAAUAAAUAAUUGUUUAAGUAAACUGACUGAGUUAUCAGGAUAAAUGUGUAACACUUAAAAUCUUAAACUGCCUUUACCUAACCUCUCACCUUUAAAUGACGAAGAAAUUAAAUUACUCUAAUUAAAAAUAAAUGAUAAUAAAGCAAUAACCUUGGAUGGAUAUAGCUUAUAGUUUUUUAGAAGUAACAAUAAUGUAAAUGUAUUAAAUGAUUGGUGGUGUCAAGAUGUGGUAAAUAAAUUAGGGGAAGCGAUUUUUGCUGCAAGGUUGAUACCCUUAAAUAAGGUCUUCCCAAAUAUACCAAGUGCUGGAGACUUCAGACCUAUUACAGUGACUUCUCCAGCCUAUAAAUGGUUAGAAAAUAGGUUCAGUACCAAGAUUUAGUAGUAUUUAAAAGAAAGGUUAGACAGAAAUCAAACUGGAUUUAUAGAAGGAUGCGGAACAGGUUUAAAUAUAUUUAUGUUGAUAAAUAAAAUUUAACAAAUGAGAAAAAAAGAUGCAGUAGGAGCUCUCUUCAUAGAUUUCAAAUCAGCUUAUAACACAAUUUGCAGAGAUAGACUAUUUAAGAUCUUAUAAGACAAAGACAUUCUUAAUUUAGAAGAAAGUUAAUUUCUAAGAUAUCUGUAAAAUAACUUGUUUUAUUAAACUAAAUCUUAGAAGGUAUAUUUAAGAGAUGGUGUGAUUUAAGGCUCUUCCUUGAGUCCUGGACUAUUUAAUAUUUAUAUGGAGGAUGUAAUGAAGACCUUAAUCUCUUAAGUAUAAUCACCAAUUUGGUAUAAGGUAUACGCAGAUGAUUUGGUGAUAAUAACUUAGAUUUAACAUUUAAAAAGGGUUAUUCAAUAGCUUAGAUAAAUUUGUUUAGAAUAUAAGCUUAUAAUUAACAAUAAUAAAUCUGCUGUUUUACCAUUAAAAAACUAUCAAAUUGAUAGUAAUUCUAUUGAAGGUAUACCUAUUGUUAAUCAGUACAAAUAUCUUGGAAUCAAUAUAGAUGGUAACGGAACAAUAGCUCCUCACCUUAAGUUCAUAGAACAAAGAUGGAAAUAUUUAUAAAAAGCUUUAUACUUUAUAAGAGACUUAACAUUUAAAAACUAGGCUUUAAUGUGGAGCACCUUUGUCAAGCCCUAUUUUUAAUAUAGUUUAUGUAUAAUAAACACAUAGAAGUAAAAUAUUAAAAAAUAAUUUUUUAGCAAUUGGAGAAGUAGUAUCAAAAAGAUACUUAAAUUACCAUAAUCUACAUCUAACUAAAUAAUAGAUUAGAUCUUCGGUGAUUUAUAAAUUUUGGCUUAAAACUCAGAAAAUUCAAUUAAAUAUAAGAUCAAUCUAAGAGCAGGAGAAUAAAUAUACUCAGUAUAAAAUCAGAUUUAGAAUUUAGCUGGUUAAAUUGAUAUCAAAUUGAUACCUGAAAAUUUUAAAAAUUUAUUUUACCAGUACGGUUAUUAAUGCAAAUGCUGCAACAAAAAUCUUCAUUUUUUAUAAGUGUUAAAGCAUAAAAAAGUGGAAGUAAAUAAUAUUUUGAAUAUGUUUAAAUAUGAUGAGAGUAAACCAAAAUUAAAUAAUUAGCAAAUUGAAAAUAAAGUAUAAAGAAACUAUGAAUUUAUAAAUGAAUUGCUGGAAAAUAUUAAAUUAAUAAGAUGA